Staurois parvus is the source of this 381-nucleotide messenger RNA. NCBI's taxonomy places the organism in Eukaryota, Metazoa, Chordata, Amphibia, Anura, Ranidae. The record is from the annotation of a GenBank genome assembly.
CCACCUCCCGCCCGCCAUAUAGUAAGGUGGUUCUCUCGUUCUAACCGCGCAUGUGCGGCUCCCGGAGUGCACAGCGCGGUGAUCGGUGGUGCGAUGUGUCCCUCGGACACAGCGGAUCACCGAUCCAUGGAAAGAGCCGAAGAUGUCGGCUCGGUCAUUGCCACCUGUCAGUGUCCAUCAGUGCCAGCUGUCAGUACUCAUCAGUGCCAUGUGCCAGUGCCCAUCAGUGCCACAUCAAUUUCACCAUGUCAGUGCCUACCAGUGCACAUCAAUGCCAUAUAUCAGUGCCCAUCUGAGCUGCCUUUCAGUGUCACCCAUCAGUGCCAGUCAGUGCCACCUAUCAGUGCCAAUCAGUGCCACCUAUCAGUGCUGCCAAUCAGU